AAGGCUUCUUCACGUAUCAAGUGCGCUUUAGCUGCCAGGCGUCGAACGUUAGUUGCAAUGACGACAAGUGCGCCGAACGUAGAAUGCGGAUUUUGCUUGCAGGUUAAGAUCUGAGCAGACACUCUUCGGCGUUCGUGUAGGUGAAGACUCUGCAUGCUCUAUAGUUUUAAAGCCUCCCAUCCUUGAAUCACUUCAUACAUUCUCUGCAUAUCUACAGUCGAUCAAGAUUCCGGGUUGAACACGCGCUUAAUACACAAGAAAACUCACUGUGAGAUGUCGACUCCAGCAGAUGAAUCGCCUGCGCUUAGUCUUUGUCCACAGAGAGAGCAUCUGGUUGCUUUCGCUGGCGAUCUUCGAGCGAUUAAGGUGCGUCUGGCUCCUCGUGACAGCAGUCCCGGUUUUCGCUAUAUACCCUAUGAGUUACUGCGAUCAAUCUCCAAUCGGAGUUUGCCGACAUGCCCGGGCGAAGGCAAACCUGUACCAGAGAUCUGGCUUUCUAAGAUGCACUGUCUUGAUGUGCUUGACUUGUUCGUACAGUGGGUUUACACGGGAGAGUACACCGAACUAUCUGGCUCGGUUGUCUCGCUAGGCCUCGCCAACGAUGUCCCGGAUCUGAAGAUGGAUGUCAAUCGCCAAAAACCCAAAACUAUGGACUGGGCAGUCAAGGCUGCAAUACUGGCUUGGCUUCUAGGAGACGAGCUGAGAGUGGCCGAAUUCCAGAACUAUGCUAUGGCGCGCCUCUUCGCCGCUUUCACCCGGCCGUCCGAGAAGCCACAGCUUACGCCGGCCUUGUAUGAUUACGUCUUCGCAAUCUCAAAUAUGACCAGCAAGCUGGACACCGCAAUGGAGCACUUGGUCGUUCGGAACUGGGGUGACGCGUCUGUAGUCGAUCAGGAAGACCUGCAACUCUGGAUCUCUAGGAUUACCAGAUUGGACACUUUUCGGGACAGGUUCUUCAAGGAAUCUUUACUGUCACUUGAUCAACGACGUGAAAAGGCUUUGGUGGCGAAAGAUUAUUUCUACGGCGGACUACCCUAGAGCACGAGAGACGUCAGCUACACGGUGGUGAUCGCGGAGCAACUGAACAUGAUGAAUUCAUGUAAGAGAGAGUCUGCAGAUAUGGGUGCUUAGAGAGCAAAAGAGAUGAGUAACUCCUGGACUGGUCUUACUAUCGAACUAUGCUCCCUUCGAGAGAGACCCAAAGCAAAAGUACCUUCUCAAAUUAUUUGAGUACUGGAACAUAACGAGAGGGCAUGGAUAUCAUUUCCACUU
This is a messenger RNA of Alternaria alternata, 1272 nucleotides long. RefSeq lists its product as hypothetical. Lineage: Eukaryota; Fungi; Ascomycota; Dothideomycetes; Pleosporales; Pleosporaceae. The transcript has 3 exons. Bases 274 to 1038 code for a protein of 254 amino acids. The record is from RefSeq and is a predicted model, not a curated record.